Messenger RNA from Diatraea saccharalis (sugarcane borer), 432 nucleotides. Lineage: Eukaryota; Metazoa; Arthropoda; Insecta; Lepidoptera; Crambidae. The record is from the annotation of a GenBank genome assembly.
AUGACUGAAGUUCAUACACCUGACAUUCCUACCGAAAAUGAGCAUGAAGCAAUAUUAGAGGAAACCACAGAAGAACAUUGGAACACUCCAGGCACUAGCAGCCAGCCUACUGUACAUCCAACAGCCACAAAUGAUAUCGGACCUCCGACCAUUGAUGACGCAGACGAAUGGCAACCACCCGCUCCCAAAAGAAAUAAAAAAGAUAGCUUAGCAAAAUUAUUUAUAGAAUCUGAUAGGAAUGCAAGACAGUAUGCUAGAGAGCGUGAUUUGGCGUACGAGAAAUUAGAGAAAGAAAGAAUAGAGUUGCAUGAUUAUGAGAUUCGUGAAAGGGUAAGACAGCGAGAUCAAGAGCUUGUAUUACAAGCUCAAUGGUUAGAAUUUAUGAAAGAAUGUUUGAAUGUUAUUACAAAGUAUUUUGAUAAGGAUAAGUAG